UUGCUGCUCUUCUGGGCCUUUUUAUUUUCCUUUACCUUUGAUUGGGCCUCCUAGCUGGAAAAAAGAAAAGGCAGCCAACCCACCAAGAUAUUGGGUCUUAGUUUUAGGGGAGCCCAAUGAGCCUGUAUUACUUAUAUUGCUUAUGGGAAGUAGUAACGGAGAGAGUAGAAGAAGCAGUUGGUGGAGAAUGGAGAAAGAAAUGGAGAAGGGAAAGGUCGUAGUGGAGAAGGUGAGAGGAAAAUCAACUGUGACAAGAAGCUUCUCAAAGUAUCCCCUAAAGUUCAUUAUCCCAAGAAAGGUGGGUCCUUCCGAAACCGAUGCUGUCUGGAUUUACAGCCUCACUUAUGGCGGUGGCAUUGUCUCCGGAGAUUCUAUUUCAGUUGAAUUUACAAUUGGAGAUGGCUGCACUGCUGUCCUUACUACCCAAGCCUCUACAAAGGUCUACAAAUCUUCGGGCUCUAAGUGUUCUGAGCAAGUCUUAGAGGCAAGAAUUGGGAGUGGUGCUCUAUUUGCAGUCAUUCCAGAUCCGGUCACAUGUUUUUCCACUGCAAGAUAUUUUCAGAAACAGGUCUUUAGAGUGGUUUCCGACUCAAGUUUGGUCAUUGUUGAUUGGUUUACCAGUGGUCGUCAUGAAAGUGGGGAAAAAUGGGAUUUUGAACUUUACAGGAGCACCAACCAUAUAUUCUCUGAAGGCAAUCAACCUGUAUUUCUUGACACCGUAUUGCUAGAACAAUCUAGCCCUGCCAAUAUAGCAGAACGCAUGCACGACUACCAAGUCAUUGCAAUGGUCAUAAUCUAUGGCCCAAAGCUGAAGCUUGUUCAAGACCAAGUUCAAGAAAAUGUGAAGAGGAUGAUGUCUCAGCAAUUGCACAUUCCUUCCACUAGCUUGGGGCACCAUGCUAAAACAAACUCAGAUAAUUGUUUGACCAGGCCAGCUUUUAUUGCUUCUUGCAGUGUCUUUGGUCCAAAGGGAAUUGGUGUAGUCGUUCGAAUAGCUUCUACAACAACAGAGUCAGUAUAUAGGUUCCUCCAGCAUCAAUUGGCUGGGAUGCAGCCCCUGGUCGGUGUACCACCCUAUCAUUGAACAAGCACCACGAUACUUUUCCACAUUACUCUCUUGUCCCUUAGAAAUAAUUGUGAGCAUACCAAUAACUUAUCCUAUGUCAUUCUUUAUGUGAAAUUGUAUGUUUCGGGUAUUCUGCGCAAUGAUUAAAGGUACCAUGCAUUCCUCAAUAGUGUGUAUGUAGAAGUUCCCUUCAGUGGUUCGUUUUUCCCUCUUAUCAUGCCGGAAGCAUUUCCCAUCAUAGAAGCAUUAAUAUUUGUUUUGAAGGACCCUUUUGUUAUGGAUCUAUGAUUAUGGCUAAAGGGUUGGAUCAGGCCACUGCAAAUUCUUCGGCUCAAGCCAAUGAUUGAAGAGCACCAAUAACACUGGGAUGUUCGCCAAUGUACUGCUAGUGCUGGCCAAAAGAAAAUGAAAAAUUUACCAUUUUGAAGGAA
Molecule: messenger RNA, 1497 nt
Organism: Theobroma umbraticum
Lineage: Eukaryota; Viridiplantae; Streptophyta; Magnoliopsida; Malvales; Malvaceae
Gene: URED
Product: urease accessory protein D
Molecular function (GO): nickel cation binding
Source: RefSeq, a predicted model, not a curated record